CUUCCCAGCCCUGCUUUUCCUAAAUCUAACGUCAGAGGAUGUUCAUCACAGAGAUAUUUAUUACUCCUCUCAGGAGCAGAGCCAGCUCUUGCAGACAAGCUUCAAAAUCUUUCCUGCUUUAUCUCUGGGAUGUUUACUCUGCACCUUCACCUGCUGGAAGAAACAUCCUGACUCUGCUGUCCCUCUGUUUCACACUCGCCAUCAUCACCGGUGGCCUGCUUCAUCACUGGCUGUCCAAGACUCUGAGAUAUGACCAUGAAGCCUCUGCUCGGACCACCUGCAUCUACACUGUGGCCAUGGUUCUGGUCUCAUCCCUGUGUCACCCUCUGCGCUGCGUGCUGACUAUGAUUCUGCCCACUGUCUGUACCAAACAGGGGCGCAAACUCCUCAUCUCAGCCUCUGUCAUGAUUUUAGUGGUGAACGUCAUCCCUAAUAUUACAGUGAAUGUAGGGGCGGUGGCACACAUCCUGAAGUGCACCGCUGAGGGUUUCACAAAGACUUUAUUAAAUUCAUCUGAACCUUUGAACAAAGUGAAGCGAGACCUUGUUGAAGAAACCAUCAAAAUAAAGAGGGAAGACUUGAGCUUUGUGACUAAUUUAAGGAAGUUAGAUCAUUUCACAAAUGUUAAUGUUUCAGAAGUCAAACGGCAGUUUAAUGAAAUGAUUGGGCAGAUAGAGGUCAACUUCUCACACACCAGGAACCUGCUGAAAGAGUGUAAACUGCUGGCGAACCGAAUCCUUGCUGCUGUUUUUGUUGCUUUGCUAAUCUUUGAAUGCGCACGCUACUUGAAAUCCUAUCUGUCAUCAGUUCAGUUUGAUAAUGGCUACACCUCCAGAGAUCUCCUGAAAAAAGCAACUGCCACUGGUAAAAAAAGACCAGCUAAAAAAAAUAUCAGUUCCGCAAGCUGUAAAGUAACAAGUCAGGAGUGUACCUCUUGCUUCAUGUCACUGGUUGUGGUGACGUUAUAUUUCAUUGCAAUAACCGCAAUAGUAGCUUUGGAUCACGUUGUACAUCACAUAGUUGAGGCGAUUGUGCCCUGGUUACUGGAUUUUCCACCUACAUCUGCCGGCAUAAGUGUCAAUUAUAAGUUCCACUUGUUCUCCCCUGCAUCCUGUAUUAUCCCACAAUUCUGCGUCACACAGGAGCUGACCAACUUCCACAGGGAUUACAAGUGGACAUUCAGCCCAGAGCCCUCGCUCUGUGAUGUGACAACUUCAGCUCCAGACCUGAGAGUCACACUCCUGCUGGGAUGUCUCUGGCUGAUGAGCUACUCUCUGGUGUUCCUCGAGGUCUACGCCAGACGGCUGCGCAGGAAAAUCUCUGCAUCCUUUUUCAGAGAACAGGAGGAGAGGAGGAUGGCUUACUUGAUGAAGAAAAUACAAGAGAAACAGAAUAAAAAAGAGCAAAAACAGCCUGUUUCUGUUCAGGUUGUCUGUGGGUGAAGUUGUUUUGAUAUUUUUGGCCUUGCCUGCUGCAUGGAAAUAUCAGUCAUUCCAUCACUUUGGUCCAGAUGGAAAUAUAUCCAAAAAAUUCUCUAGAGGCAUAUUUUGGUCCCCAGAGGAUGAAGCUUUUCCUCAGACGCCACCAUGAGUUUAACAUUUAGGGUUUUAGUGAAAUGUCUCCACAGCCAUUGAAUGGAUUGUCAUGGGAUCUGUCACAGAUAUUGUGCCAAAACAAUGAAUCCUCAUAACUUUAAAGGUCCCCUGACUUGUCAUGUAGCAUCACCGGCAGGUCAAAGUUUUGUGAAAUCUCAAAAGUUACUUGAUGAAUUGGCACAAAAUGAAGUACAGAAAUUCAUGUAUCUAAUGAUUUUGGUGAUUUCCUUACUUUUCCUCUAGUUUCGAGAUUGAAAUGUCUCAACAAACAAUGCAUAACUUUGUUAGCUUAUCUUUUAAUCCAAAUAUCAGGCCAAAAUUUAAUUAUUCAGUACUGUUAAAUUCUGCCUCACAGAGCUGUCAGUGUGGCUGUCGACUCCAAGCCUUGUUGUCUACAGUACAGUUCUUCUUAGGUUGUAUAUCAUUCUGUUCUAGCAAAGACAUAAACUGAAGAAGGGGCUUCCUGUGUAUGAGUCACUGCCAACACCUUUUCUUUUGUAAGCGUGUCACUCCUCUACAGGAUCCUCUCAGGCGCCCACACUUAAACCUGAUGCGGUUUUUAUAGAUGUUGCACAACAUCUGCUGAGUGUGCAUCCACUCUUUAUUUUUUUUGACAUACACAUGCCUGGUAACAGCUUCUUUGUUUUCUUUUCAGAGGAAAGAAAACUGUACAUUGUAUUAUUCUGUGCCGUGUGUGCAGUGUUGUUUUUUCUCUUGUGUGAUUGUGGCUAUUUCUUGUGGGGUUUUUUUUUUGUUUGUUUUUUACACCUCAGUCCCACUAGAUGCCACUAUGGUGCUUUGGACAAAUGAGGACAGUACAUAAUAUAGUACCUCCAGUCUGUAAAUGAGCACUGAUAGAUUAGAUCUAGGCAAUUUUUUUUAAAAUAUUGUAUUGGCCUAGAUAACCAUAAUAAAUUAAAUGAAUCUGUUUCAUGCACACAUAAAAUAAUUCACCAGCCUAUUUUAGUGCGGCCUUAUAAAAAAGAAUCACUUCCUUUCUCUGAAAAACUCCUUUGCAUAUCAGCACGCUCCUGCUUAAAAUUCCCAUGAGGCUUCAGGAGUUUAUUUGAAGACCUCAUCUUAGAAUAAUAAUAGAAAACCUCUUUAUCAUCUAUUUUUACUCCUGACUUCUUAGCCACUUCAUGAUUGUCUCAAAAUUCAGCAGCAGUCUGUGUAAAGAUGAUGGUCCAGAAAUUAUAAAUAAUUCAUAUAUUUUCCUGUUACUAUGAAUUCCCACAUCAGUGUGUUGCUUACUAAGAGUGUGUGACAGCUCUGGUCUUAAGCUCAUUGGAAAUGCACUUAACUGAAAGGUGGAUUAUUGCUAAAAAUGUAAAUAAAAAUUAACCCCUAACGCCCUAUUUCCCCCUUCUGUCUCUCCUUUAGUAGCUUUAAAGUCACACAAAUCAACAUAUGCUUUAUCCUCCUGAAUAUAUU
Seriola aureovittata is the source of this 3029-nucleotide messenger RNA. It is a transcript of the gene ocstamp, whose product is annotated as osteoclast stimulatory transmembrane protein. The transcript is spliced from 3 exons. The record is from RefSeq and is a predicted model, not a curated record. Gene Ontology annotation, cellular component: membrane. NCBI's taxonomy places the organism in Eukaryota, Metazoa, Chordata, Actinopteri, Carangiformes, Carangidae. The coding region runs from base 39 to 1442 and encodes 467 amino acids.